This is a messenger RNA of Penicillium manginii, 981 nucleotides long. RefSeq names its product urease accessory protein UreF. The coding region runs from base 1 to 981 and encodes 326 amino acids. Gene Ontology annotation, molecular function: nickel cation binding. Lineage: Eukaryota; Fungi; Ascomycota; Eurotiomycetes; Eurotiales; Aspergillaceae. The record is from RefSeq and is a predicted model, not a curated record. The transcript has a single exon.
AUGCUCUUCGAAGACCGCCCCCAGGACCUCGAGUCCGAAAUUGCCCAACUCGAGGCCCGCCUGCACGACAUGCGUGCCCAGCUUGAUAUCUCCACAUAUCCCACACCACCAUCAUCCCACCCAGACAAGUCCUGGACAAUGCCCUAUAACACCACCAACACCACAAUUAAGAAGAACACAAACGACCAAUUAUUCCGCCCCUCCUCAGUCCGCGCCUCAUCUCUCCACGCUCUCCUCCUCCUCUCAGACUCCGCCUUACCACUUGGCUCAUUCGCCUACUCCAGCGGCCUAGAGUCCUACCUCGCCCACAACAAGCCAUCUCGCCGCACAAACCCAGUAACAUCCUUCCACCACUUCCUCAAACUAUCAAUCGCCUCUAUCGCAAGCACAUCCCUCCCCUACGUGCUCGCCGGCUACCGGCGUCCCGAAACCCUCGAAACCCUAGACAACGACCUCGACGCCUCAACACCCUGCAUCGUCGCCCAGCGCGCGAGUGUCGCCCAGGGCCGCGCCUUACUAGGCGUCUGGGAACGCGCUUUUCGCGUGAGCUUUGCCUCAGAGCACGCCAACGGCAACGCAGACAACGCCGAAGCAUCUGCCAUCACAGCCAUCGAUGACUUCUCCUCCGCACUCAAGUCUUCCUUCGAGGACGUGGACGAGUACGACCUCGGUCCGCGGGGCCACUUCGCGCCGCUGUGGGGCGUAACGUGUCGGGCCAUGGGCCUGGACCUGCAACAAACAGCGUACACAUUUGUGCUGAACCAUGCCAAGGCCGUUCUCAGUGCUGCGGUGCGCGCGUCCGUGAUGGGCCCGUACCAGGCGCAGAAUAUCCUCGCCAGUCAGAGUCUGCAGGAUACGAUUAUGGGGCGGAUUGAGCGGGAGUGGAACACUGAGCCUGAGGAGGCGGGGCAGGUUGUUCCUGCGUUGGAUUUGUGGGUUGGACGGCAUGAGCUGCUCUAUAGUCGGAUUUUCAACUCUUGA